AUGUCAGCUUACGCUUCUAACUCGGGCGUUGCUGCUGUUCAACAGCAACAGCAACAACAACAGCAACAGCAGAGACACCAGCAGAGACUCAAUGAGCUCUUGGAGGCGGUCAAGCAAGAAUUUGACUUUGCCUUGAACGAGGCCUCGUCAUUCAAGCAAGUCAAGGACGAAUACGACAUAAAGUACAACCAACAGACCGCAGAGAUGCAGCAGAUCAGACAGACUGUCUACGAGUUGGAAAUGGCCCACAGAAAGAUCAAGGAGGCCUACGAGGACGAGAUCUUGAGGUUGAAGACCGAGUUGGAGAAUAGAGACAGGGCUGCUGCUCUGCAAGUUGCACCAAACGGUGUGGACAGCAGAUUGCCAUACGGAAGCUACCAACAGCAACAGCAGGCUCAACAGCAACAGGCUGUGCACCAGCAGCAGCAACAGCAGCAACAGCAACAGCAGCAACAAGCCGCCCACCAACAGCAAGCUCAGGCCCAGGCCCACGCACUUCCCCCAGCUUCAGCAUCUACCCUCCCACCAGCAGUCAGACACUCACCACCUAAGGACUCCGCUCACAUUCCAAAGAUCGAGAGCGGUGCCAAGGACAACAACGGGUCCGCCGCAGCCACGCCAUCGGCCGCUCCUGCUGCCAUCUCAUCUACAGCUCCAGCUGGUGCUUCUGCCGGCGGUGCUUCUUCUACCACGUCCACUGCCACGCCAGCCGCCGCUGCUCCAGCGCCAGAGACUUCCACAGCGUUGACGGUCAUCGACAAGCUGCAAUACAUCGUUAACCCGGCCCAGAAGGCGCUCCAUGUUAAGGAAAUCCCUCCAUUCUUGCAAGACUUGGACAUAAAUAGGGCAUCCCCUGAGUUUACCAAGCAAAACCCGGACUACUUCGUCUUGUACAACCCUGCCUUUGAAAGACUGCUUGAAAUCGACUUGAUCCACUCCUUGGACCACUCCUCGGUUGUCUGUUGCGUCAGAUUCUCCAAGCUGGGUGAUCUUAUUGCUACUGGAUGUAACAAGACCACCCAGGUGUUCAACGUUCAAACUGGUGAGUUAAUCGCCAAGUUGAUCGAUGAUAACUCCACCAACAGCUUGACCAACGGUGACGGAGCCGACAAGAACGGUGAAAGCAACGGCAGUGGUGAAGGAGCCAAUGGAAGUGGUGCUCAGGCUGCUGCCUCCACCGCUGCUGUCAAUGCCAACGGCGAUUUAUACAUUAGAUCAGUCUGUUUCUCCCCAGAUGGUAAGUUAUUAGCUACUGGUGCUGAAGAUAAGUUGAUCAGAAUCUGGGACUUGGCAACCAAGAGAAUUAUCAAGAUUUUGAGAGGCCACGAACAAGAUAUCUACUCCUUAGAAUUCUUCCCGGACGGAAACAGAUUGGUUUCUGGAUCUGGUGACAGAACUGUAAGAAUCUGGGACUUGAGAUCAUCGCAAUGUUCCUUAACGUUGCUGAUCGAAGACGGUGUCACCACCGUUGCCGUUUCCCCAGAUGGACAAUUGAUCGCCGCUGGAUCUUUGGAUAGAACAGUUAGAGUCUGGGAUUCCACCACGGGAUUCCUUGUGGAAAGAUUAGACUCUGGUAACGAAAACGGGAACGGGCACGAAGAUUCCGUUUACUCUGUUGUCUUCCUGGCCAAUGGUAAACAAUUGGUUUCCGGUUGUUUGGAUAGAACUGUUAAAUUAUGGAACUUAGAAGGUAAGCUGGACUCACCACCAACUCCUGUUUCUCCAAGAGGUGGUAAUUCAUCUGCCAUUGUUUCUGGAGCUCAAUCAAGAAAGUCUUCAUGUGAAGUCACUUACAUCGGACACAAGGAUUUCGUGUUAUCUGUCUGUUUAACUUCUAAGAAUGAAUACAUCAUUUCUGGUUCCAAAGACCGUGGUGUUAUCUUCUGGGAUGAGCUUUCCGGUAACCCAUUGUUAAUGUUACAAGGACACCGCAACUCAGUUAUUUCUGUAGCUGUAUCAUCUAACAGUGAUGCUACUGAAGGUAUAUUUGCUACUGGUAGUGGAGAUUGCAAGGCAAGAUUGUGGAGAUGGAAAAAGAAAUAG
Molecule: messenger RNA, 2043 nt
Organism: Dujonia railenensis
Lineage: Eukaryota; Fungi; Ascomycota; Pichiomycetes; Serinales; Debaryomycetaceae
Source: the annotation of a GenBank genome assembly